AUGGGCGAGGCGGAGGUGCGUUUCCUUACUGCGGAGGGCAACACUGUGUCCACACGCCCGUUGGCACCAGCGGCCGGCCAGCAGCUUAAGGCUUGGAGCAUCGAGCAGGUGUGGCAGGCGGCGCUGGGCGAGCCUCUUGAGCCUCGACCGAGUCGGUCGGCUUCGGAGACGGCUGAGACGGGAGCUGGCGACAGAAUUUGGGCGCCAGCGAUCGCAAAGGUAUGGGAGGACCUGGGAAGUCGACCCGGUUACGGCUACAUGCAGGACAUGUGCAUCAGUGCCGAGGCGGUGGACGUUUUAGGUGCCUGGAUGCGGAACUGGUUGCAGUCGGUGCUCGGAGAGGCUACCAGGCUGGCACGAUACCGUCAAUCAACGGCGAGGGCAUCGAAGGCUGAUGUGCUCCAGAGCCAGUCUCAGACUUUCUUCAGUCUUGCAAGCUUUUUGCAUUUGUUUUUGCCCAGGAUCACAGCUGCAGACAUUCAGUUGGCAGUCACGAUGCGGCUUCGACAAGGUUUGUUGGGACCCGACUCGUCCUGCCUUUGA
This is a messenger RNA of Symbiodinium sp. CCMP2456, 543 nucleotides long. NCBI's taxonomy places the organism in Eukaryota, Dinophyceae, Suessiales, Symbiodiniaceae. The record is from the annotation of a GenBank genome assembly.